Messenger RNA from Monopterus albus (swamp eel), 3229 nucleotides. RefSeq names its product Golgi phosphoprotein 3-like. Gene Ontology annotation, molecular function: phosphatidylinositol-4-phosphate binding. The record is from RefSeq and is a predicted model, not a curated record. Bases 170 to 1051 code for a protein of 293 amino acids. Lineage: Eukaryota; Metazoa; Chordata; Actinopteri; Synbranchiformes; Synbranchidae. Gene Ontology annotation, biological process: retrograde vesicle-mediated transport, Golgi to endoplasmic reticulum; Golgi organization; Golgi to plasma membrane protein transport. Gene Ontology annotation, cellular component: trans-Golgi network; cytosol; Golgi cisterna. The transcript is spliced from 5 exons.
GGGCAGUGUCGAAGUAGGAGAUCUGAACAGAGCUUAACGUUAACGGCCGUCUUUAUUCGAUCGGUUCACAGUUUCACCACUUUUAACAACCAGGUUACAUGCUGCAGGGCUUUCUGGCUGGUCUAGGAAGGGGCUUUUCUCCGAAUUUGAUCGUUUUGCGGGACCAGCUAUGACUUCUCUCACACAGAGGACCUCGGGCCUCGUCCAGCGGAGGACCGAGGCUAUCCGCAGCGCCGCCGCCGACAAGGAGAAGGAGUCCGCCGGGGAGGAAGAAGAGAUACGUCGCGGGGAAGAGGACGACGACGACAAGGGGGACUCGAAGGAAACAAGGCUCACACUGAUGGAGGAAGUGUUGCUGUUGGGUCUUAAGGAUCGAGAGGGCUACACGUCUUUCUGGAACGACUGUAUUUCUUCUGGCCUUCGCGGCUGUAUGCUUGUCGAGCUGGCCCUCAGGGGGAGGCUGCAGCUGGAGCCUUGCGGGGUGAGGAGGAAAAGUCUGCUCUCAAGGAAGGUGAUCUGCAAGUCAGAUGCACCGACAGGAGACGUGCUCCUGGAUGAGGCCUUGAAGCACAUUAAAGAAACCCAGCCCCCAGAGACUGUCCAGAGCUGGAUAGAGCUGCUGAGCGGAGAGACAUGGAAUCCCCUGAAGCUACACUAUCAGCUGAGAAAUGUUCGGGAACGUUUGGCCAAAAACCUAGUGGAGAAAGGUGUCCUCACCACAGAGAAACAGAACUUCCUGCUUUUCGACAUGACCACACAUCCGCUUACCAACAGUACCAUUAAACAGCGCCUUGUCAAGAAGGUCCAGGACUCUGUUUUGGAGAAGUGGGUCAAUGAUCCCCACCGCAUGGACAAGCGGGUUCUGGCUCUUAUCCUUCUGGCCCACUCUUCCGACGUUCUUGAGAAUGCCUUCGCCCCCCUUCAAGAUGAGCAGUACGACCUGGGCAUGAAGAGAGUCCACACCCUGCUAGAGCUGGAGCCAGAGAAAGAGAGCACAAAGCCCAGCGCCAAUGAACUUAUGUGGGCUGUGGUGGCUGCGUUCACUAAAUGAAAACACCUGCCUGGUUGUACUGGAACAUCUGGCUAUGGUCUGUGUUAUUUAAUUGAUUGAAGGACUUCACAUAAUCAGACAGACGUUAUUGAGACAAUCUGUUUUGGUUGGGGAGCCUGUUUGUACGUCUAUACCGGAUGACAUUUUGGUGGUAGUCCCUAUUAACCCAGUGCAAUCUAAUUGGUGGUGGGCUGCACCAAGUAACAUUUGGUUGGAAAGAUCGCUCAAUGAAAAACGACUGGCUGCUUUCAUACGGUGAGGUAAAUAAUGUGCCACUGUGAAGCUGGAUGCACCUAUUAACGUCCUUACAUAUGGAUGGGUUUGUGUUAGAUGACAUCAAAGAACAAAACAGGUGGCAGCAGUAGUCAUGGUGAAUAUGAAGAUUUUGACUGGGCCCAAGUUUCCCUUCUACACUAAGGAAAUAAUCAUCUCUCCAUUGCUUCAAGAUCUAGCCAGAGAUCUUGUUCACGUGACUAUUGAUGCUGUUUGCACUCACAUAGGUCUUCUGCUUUCCCCUAUUCAUUCCCACUUGUGUUGGGAGUUCAUGCUUAUUUACUGUUAGAACAUACUACCUGAAGGUUUCACUCUCUCAUCUCUGUUAAAUUCAGUUUUCCACAUUCUUCCUCAUUGUGUUUUAAGGAGGAAAGAGAGGACCUAAAUACAGACUUGCAUUCAGUUGCGACAUCGUGAAGAGUGAGCCCGGUAAUUUAGCCCUCAUAGACCCUCACGUAAAUGAAGAAUUAAACCUUGAGUCUAAAUAUGUUUUCUAAAAAAAAUUCUAAAAAUAUUUUUUUUAUUAGUUAGCUGUUUUCCAGUGGUCUGUUCAGAUUUGAAAGAAUGAGACCAGUCUUCCAUUUCUCCACUUCAGUUUAUGUUGCUAUUCAAUGCUUGGAGUAGGCUGCAUUUUAUCAACUACUUUGCACAGUCAGUAGCCCUGUAGGUAGGAUAGAACUGAUAGAUUGAUUGUUUUGUUUAUCUUGUUUGGGGGUGUGAUGAGUAACCCCCUCAUGAAUCAAAAAUAAAUCUCACUUAUUUUUAUUACAGCUAUCGAUCUUUAUGAAUACUUAGAAAUCAUUCCUUGGACAUAUAAAAAGCUUAUGCUUUUAUUUUUAAGUACAAGUCAAGAUGUAAAGGUGGAAGAGAGUGAUUGAAUCUGUUCAGAUUUGGAUUUCUGAAUAGCCUAAACAAGAUUCACAAUAUGAUCAUUAGCAGUUGCUUAUACAGAUAGGCGGGGAGUUUUUAGCCAACUGGACUACAAAAAGGCUGAAGGUUCAAUUCACCCAAAUUACAUGUCAAAAGAAUCCCAUGUUCUCAGAUAACACUAGUGCUAUCUAGCCUUGUAGGUACCUUUUGGUUUUAUUUUGUUUUUCUGUCUGAGAUAUCUGAAUCUAGAUUAAUGCAGUGAGGGUGGAAGCAGUGUCCUUUUAAGGCGCUUAUCAGCAGUAAAGUCGUCAGCAGUGGCAUCUCAUUCCGAAGUUUCCGUGUUACUAAUCCACAGGUUUUACUGUAAAUGGUUUCCCGUGGAACUAGUUCAAGCUGAAGGACUCGCCCUUAGGAAAACGUAAGUGAGGUAAGUGAGGUAAUACUGUAUAUUGUGUAAUUUGGGUGAAUUGAUCCUUUAAGUUUCCUUUUGCAAUAUAAUGUUGCUCUGUUUGUAUGUCAUGUCAUAAUUAAAUGUAAUUUCUCUCUGAUAGUCCCAUGUGGACAGGUUGUAUUUUCUUCAUAUAUGGAGAUGAUGGGAGGGUUACUUGAGCCUCAGAUGAAACCUUUGUUAAAGAUUGAAAUGGUUGGAAAAACAUGCAACAAAACUUAACAUGCUUUAGUGCAGGACUAAAACAUUCUGGUCCGACCGGUGUGACCUGUGUAUGAAGUUACAUCACCUAUUGUUUCAUGGCAUACUUGUUUGUUUUUGUUUUUUUACUACAAAAUGCCUGUACUGUAGGUAAAAAGAACUAUUAAGAUCAGUUUACAGCAAAGAGACCAUGCAUGCUAUUGGUGGAGGGUACUGGGGUACUUGUGGAUGUAGCUACAGAAAAAAAGCUUAUAUGUAAUUAUUAGUCAUUUUAUGUGUAUGAUCUAAUGGAAUUAAAUGAAAGGGAUCUUCUCUCCUAUCCUCUAUAAUUCUGUAUGCUUUUGUAUUACCACACAAAAUAAAGAUCCUUUAAGUGCCUGAAUUUA